Gracilinanus agilis (Agile Gracile Mouse Opossum) is the source of this 802-nucleotide messenger RNA. RefSeq names its product fermitin family homolog 3-like. Gene Ontology annotation, molecular function: integrin binding. Gene Ontology annotation, biological process: platelet aggregation; leukocyte cell-cell adhesion; integrin-mediated signaling pathway. Gene Ontology annotation, cellular component: cell-substrate junction. The record is from RefSeq and is a predicted model, not a curated record. NCBI's taxonomy places the organism in Eukaryota, Metazoa, Chordata, Mammalia, Didelphimorphia, Didelphidae. The annotation marks the transcript as partial. The transcript is spliced from 4 exons.
AAGGAAGGAAGGAAGGAAGGAAGGAAGGAAGGAAGGAAGGAAGGAAAAGGUUCCUCUGGUGUCUUCUUGCCCUUUUUCUCGCCAUCCAAUCCACCCUCUUCCCCGCUAUGCUGCCCCUCUCAUCAGCUCUGCUCUCAUGUUUUGCCCAGGCUGUGAGGUGGUACCUGAUGUCAAUGUCUCUGGGCAGAAAUUCUGCAUCAAGCUCUUGGUGCCUUCGCCAGAGGGCAUGAGUGAGCUCUACCUGCGUUGCCAAGACGAGCAACAAUAUGCCCAGUGGAUGGCUGGCUGCAGGCUGGCCUCCAAGGGGCGCACCAUGGCAGAUAGCAGCUACCAGAGCGAGGUGCAGGGCAUCUUGGCCUUCCUUAGCCUGCAGCGGACAGGGGGAGGCGGAGGGACUGACCCCGCCAACCCCCAGGGCCCUGACGCCAGUGGGGAGGUCCUUAACCCUCAUGGUCUCGUUGCCCCUCGAUUCCAGAGGAAGCUAAAAGCCAAACAGCUGACCCCGCGGAUCCUGGAGGCACAUCAGAACGUGGCCCAGCUCUCUCUGUCGGAGGCCAAGCUCCGCUUCAUCCAGGCCUGGCAAUCCCUGCCGGACUUUGGCAUCUCCUACUUCAUUGUCAGGUUUAAGGGCAGCAGGAAGGAUGAGAUCUUGGGCAUCGCCAACAACCGCCUGAUCCGCAUCGACCUGGCUGUGGGUGACGUCAUCAAGACUUGGCGUUUCAGCAACAUGCGUCAGUGGAAUGUCAACUGGGACAUCCGCCAGGUGGGAGGGGGCUGGGAGGAGGAGGGGGACCACAUUGGG